UCCUGGAGCUGGGCGGCGUGGAGUCGGAGAACACGGGCACCAUCAACAAAAAGGAUAUCAUCAACUCGGAUAAGAAAAAAUCCAAGAAAUCUUCAGAGACUUUGACAUUUAAGAGGCCGGAAGGAAUGCACCGAGAAGUUUAUGCACUCCUCUACUCUGAUAAAAAGGAUGCACCUCCGCUGCUGCCAAGUGAUACAACUCAGGGUUAUCGAACAGUCAAAGCAAAACUGGGGUCCAAGAAAGUCCGGCCUUGGAAGUGGAUGCCUUUCACCAACCCAGCAAGAAAAGAUGGAGCGAUGUUCUACCACUGGCGGAGAGCAGCAGAGGAAGGAAAGGACUAUCCUUUUGCCAGGUUUAAUAAAACAGUGCAGGUACCUGUCUACUCGGAGCAGGAGUACCAGAUGUAUCUCCAUGAUGAUGCAUGGACCAAAGCUGAGACAGACCACCUCUUUGACCUGGCUCGGCGUUUUGAUCUGCGCUUUGUGGUGAUUCAUGACCGCUACGAUCACCAGCAGUUCAAGAAAAGAUCAGUGGAGGAUCUGAAGGAACGAUAUUACCACAUCUGUGCCAAGCUGGCUAAUAUUCGUGCAGCUCCGGGCACAGACCUAAAAAUCCCAGUCUUCGAUGCUGGCCAUGAGAGGCGAAGGAAGGAACAACUGGAAAGGCUGUACAAUAGGACACCAGAGCAGGUGGCAGAAGAAGAAUACCUCAUCCAGGAGCUCCGCAAAAUUGAAACCAGGAAGAAAGAGAGAGAAAAGAGAACUCAAGACCUGCAGAAACUCAUCACAGCUGCUGACACCACCACUGAGCAGAGAUGUGCUGAGCGCAAGGCUCCUAAGAAGAAGCUGCCACAGAAAAAGGAGACAGAGAAACCUGCUGUUCCUGAGACUGCUGGCAUCAAGUUUCCUGACUUCAAAUCUGCAGGUGUCACGCUGCGAAGCCAGAGGAUGAAACUGCCAAGCUCGGUGGGACAGAAGAAGAUUAAAGCCCUGGAGCAGAUGUUGAUGGAACUCGGAGUAGAUCUCAACCCUAUGCCCACAGAAGAGAUCGUGCAGAUGUUCAACGAGCUGCGGAGUGACCUGGUGCUGCUGUAUGAGCUAAAGCAAGCCUUUGCCAACUGCGAAUAUGAGCUGCAGAUGUUACGGCACCGCUAUGAGGCCCUGGCCAAGGCUGGUAGUAUUGGCCCCCUCAGUGUGGAAGGCACCCAUCCAGAUGGCCAGGCAGGGCUCGGUCUCGACGAGGGCAAGGGAGAUGCCAAGGACCAGAUCAUUGAUGUAGUAGGAGCACCACUGACCCCCAACUCGGUGAGAAGGAAGGUUGGGGGGGCAGAACAGGGAGCACUCAGGUCUCCAACGCAGAUGCCCUGACAAGCGCUGGGGAUGCUGCCCUGCUCUCCCUCCAGGCGUGCACGUCCAAGGGAGCACAGCACGCCUGUUCCCCCCAAGUCCCAGUGCUGCUCUCUGGGCUUGUCUCCUGUGCUGGACAGUGUUCUUGGUGCUAUAGGUGGGGUCAGCAGGGCUUUCUACAUCCUGCAUGCAGGCAGAUGGCUUGAGGCGAGUGCCACCAUGGACCAAAGCAGCAAGGCUUUGGGUGACUGGAGCUUGCUCUAGGGCAGCAACAGUGAUGCCAGUACAGCUGCAAGUCCUGAGGCAUUUUCCUUCUAGACACAGCCCUGUAAGGGUUGCUCAGCAGAGGGAAGCAAGUGGGGAAAGCAAUCUUGAGAUGAUGAGCCAUGACCUGCCCAAGUCCCUGGAGUCAAGCAGUAUCCUGCCUGGAGCAGGAGGCUUGGGAAGGAGAGAGGUGUUUGAAGAGAAAAGGGGUGGUUUUAUACCCUACUUCCAGUGCUGAGAAAGGAAAGCCAGACCUAGGGGUUCUUCCACUGCGAGCCCUGUGACAAUGUUCUGUGCAUGUACCUCUGCGGGAUGUGAAUCGCCAACCUCUCCUCCCUGCCCCUGUGAAGGCAGGCUGCCCAGCCCCUCACCGCUGCCUCAGGGCCAAGGGUGUGCCUGGGGAUCAGCUGAGGUUGCUUUCCCCUCUGUGCAGUCCCCUGGCACAGCUGAGCUGAGCUGAACUGCCUGGUAAAAGCUGCCUGUCUCCACACAGUGGCAUCCCCGACGCCUCAGACAUACUGCCCUGGUAGUGGCACAGACCUUUACUUUCUAAAAUGUAUAAUGUAUUGCAGGAUAUUGAGAACACCUUAUCUGUCAACGGCAGAGGCGACACGUUAAUCUGGACUUGAGUAAUGUCCUGUUUGAUUGUGACAAUAUGGAGUCGUAAGGAAGUGUUCCACUGAGACAGGUUCAUGUUUGCAAAAGGA
Egretta garzetta (little egret) is the source of this 2317-nucleotide messenger RNA. It is a transcript of the gene DMAP1, whose product is annotated as DNA methyltransferase 1 associated protein 1. Gene Ontology annotation, biological process: chromatin remodeling; negative regulation of transcription by RNA polymerase II; DNA repair. Gene Ontology annotation, molecular function: transcription corepressor activity. Lineage: Eukaryota; Metazoa; Chordata; Aves; Pelecaniformes; Ardeidae. The transcript is spliced from 9 exons. The record is from RefSeq and is a predicted model, not a curated record. Gene Ontology annotation, cellular component: Swr1 complex; NuA4 histone acetyltransferase complex; nucleus. Bases 126 to 1367 code for a protein of 413 amino acids.